GUGCUGAAGACAGAGGGCACCCGCGCCCAGCCCACAGCCGUCGCCCCGCCGCCAGCGCGCCAGCUCGGGGCGGCCGGAGAGCCGCCAAUGCCCGCUCCCAGCAGGCAGGGAGCCACUGCCUCAGCCGGCCAGGUUAAAAGUCACUAGGAUGACAGCUGUCCUGGCACCUUCAAGAGUGAUGCUGUGAGGCUUCGCUGUCAUGGUAUUUGGAGCAACCUGGCCGUCAUCGGGGAGAAGCAGAUACCAUUUCCUACAUGUCCUUAAACCAUGUGCAGGCAAGGGGAGCCCAUGAAAUUCGUAACCUGGGUCUGGAUGACAUCGUGCAACAAAAUGAUUGGUGUGCUGCUGGUCUUUUUCCCUGCUCUGCUCCUGGAGAUGGAAGUGCUGCCCAAGAGUGGUGGUCGGAAGGUUCUUCUCUCUGCAGCCUCCUCACAGCGGUCAGUGGCUCGGAUGGAUGGGGAUGUCAUCAUCGGGGCCCUCUUCUCUGUCCAUCACCAGCCACCAGCCGAGAAAGUGCCCGAGAGGAAGUGCGGGGAAAUCAGGGAGCAAUACGGCAUCCAGAGAGUCGAAGCCAUGUUUCACACUUUGGAUAAAAUUAACGCAGACCCGGUCCUGCUACCUAACAUUACCCUGGGCAGCGAGAUCCGAGACUCCUGCUGGCACUCCUCCGUGGCCCUGGAGCAGAGCAUCGAGUUCAUACGGGACUCUCUCAUCUCCAUCAGGGACGACAGGGAUGGAGGCACCCGCUGCAUUUCCGACUCGCAGACCCAGCCCCAGAGCAGAGUGAAAAAGCCCAUCGCGGGGGUCAUCGGCCCCGGCUCCAGCUCAGUUGCUAUCCAAGUCCAAAAUCUGCUCCAGCUCUUCGACAUCCCCCAGAUUGCCUACUCUGCCACCAGCAUCGACCUGAGCGACAAAACGCUGUACAAGUACUUCCUCAGGGUGGUCCCCUCCGACACGCUGCAGGCCAGGGCCAUGCUUGACAUCGUCAAGCGUUACAACUGGACCUACGUCUCCGCCGUGCACACGGAAGGAAAUUAUGGGGAAAGUGGAAUGGAAGCCUUCAAAGAGUUGGCUGCCCAAGAGGGUCUCUGCAUUGCUCACUCUGACAAGAUCUAUAGCAAUGCUGGUGAGAAGAGCUUUGACCGCCUGCUCCGCAAGCUGCGAGAGAGGUUACCCAAGGCCAGAGUGGUGGUGUGCUUCUGUGAGGGAAUGACUGUCAGGGGCAUCCUCAUCGCCAUGCGGCGCCUGGGAGUGCUCGGGGAGUUCCUGCUAAUUGGAAGUGAUGGCUGGGCAGACAGAGAUGAGGUCAUUGAAGGCUAUGAGCCCGAAGCAAAUGGAGGCAUUACUAUCAAGCUGCAGUCUCCCGAGGUGCUGGCGUUCGAUGACUACUACCUGAAGCUGCGGCUGGACACCAACACCCGCAACCCCUGGUUUCCCGAGUUCUGGCAGCACAGAUUUCAGUGCCGCAUUCCAGGGCACCCACUAGAGAAUCCCAACUUCCAGAAGAAUUGCACUGGCAAUGAGAGCUUAGAAGAAAAUUAUGUGCAGGACAGUAAAAUGGGAUUUGUCAUCAAUGCGAUAUACGCUAUGGCUUAUGGGCUACAAAACAUGCAUCAUUCCCUUUGCCCUGGACAUGUUGGACUGUGUGAUGCUAUGAAGCCAAUUGAUGGCAGCAAGCUCCUGGAGUUCCUCCUCAAAUCCUCAUUCAUUGGUGUUUCUGGAGAAGAAGUUUGGUUUGAUGAAAAGGGAGAUGCCCCUGGAAGAUAUGACAUCAUGAACCUACAGUACAUAGAGCCCAACCGCUACGACUAUGUCCUCGUUGGGACCUGGCAUGAGGGUGUGCUCAACAUUGAUGACUACAGGAUUCAGAUGAAUAAGAGUGGAAUGGUCCGAUCCGUGUGCAGCGAGCCUUGCCUGAAGGGCCAGAUUAAGGUGAUCAGGAAGGGAGAAGUGAGCUGCUGCUGGAUUUGCACUGCUUGCAAGGAGAAUGAAUUUGUUCAGGAUGAAUUCACGUGUAAAGCCUGUGAGCUUGGCUGGUGGCCAAAUGCUGACCUGACAGGCUGCGAACCCAUCCCUGUAAAGUAUCUCCAGUGGAGCAAUAUAGAGUCUAUUGUGGCCGUGGUCUUUUCCUGCCUGGGGAUCCUGGUCACCAUGUUUGUCACCCUUAUCUUUGUGCUCUACAGAGACACCCCUGUUGUCAAGUCCUCCAGCCGAGAGCUCUGCUAUAUUAUCCUGGCUGGCAUCUUUCUGGGCUACGUCUGCCCUUUCACCCUUAUAGCCAAACCCACCACAACGUCCUGCUACCUCCAGCGCCUUCUGGUGGGCCUCUCCUCCGCCAUGUGCUAUUCUGCCCUGGUGACCAAAACCAACCGCAUCGCGCGCAUCCUGGCGGGCAGCAAGAAGAAGAUCUGCACCCGCAAGCCCCGCUUCAUGAGCGCCUGGGCCCAGGUGGUCAUCGCCUCCAUUCUGAUCAGCGUGCAGCUGACACUGGUGAUCACGCUGAUCAUCCUGGAGCCCCCCAUGCCCAUCCUCUCCUACCCCAGCAUUAAGGAAGUUUACCUUAUCUGCAACACCAGCAACCUGGGCGUUGUGGCUCCUGUGGGCUACAAUGGACUCCUCAUCAUGAGCUGCACGUACUACGCCUUCAAGACUCGCAAUGUGCCUGCCAAUUUCAACGAGGCCAAGUACAUUGCAUUCACCAUGUACACCACUUGUAUCAUCUGGCUGGCCUUCGUGCCCAUCUAUUUUGGGAGCAACUACAAGAUCAUCACCACCUGUUUUGCAGUGAGCCUGAGCGUUACAGUGGCUCUGGGGUGCAUGUUCACUCCUAAGAUGUACAUCAUUAUAGCCAAGCCUGAGAGGAACGUCCGCAGUGCCUUCACCACCUCAGACGUGGUGCGUAUGCAUGUCGGGGAUGGCAAGGCACCUUGCAAGUCCAACACUUUCCUCAACAUAUUCCGGAGAAAGAAGCCAGGGUCUGGAAAUCCAAAGAAGAGGCAGCCAGAGUUCUCGCCCACCAGCCAGUGUCCGUCGGCACAUGUGCAGCUUUGAAAAAUCCCUGCAGUGAAUGUGUAAGAGAAGCUGCAUGACAAAGAGUGGUUUUACCCCUUGCUUUCUUUUUCUCAUUGGUUUAUCAUGUCUAAUGAUGGGACAAAUGUGGUGCAUGCCAUUAAAGAUGGGAAAUUUGCUUAUGUCCCCUUGUUUCACACAGUACUUUAAAUAUUGUCCGGAUGUGAUUAAGAGGACACUGAAUAACUUUUUUGCAGCUUUUACAUUUUUUAUUUCUAAAUGCCUACAACUUUGCAAAUUUGUCCUCUUUCUUGUACUAAUUUUAUCUUCUUUUUCCAUUUAGCCAACAUUUUUCUCCUUUUUUAAAUUUUGCAUAGAGAUGACAUUAUCCUGUGUGCUUUAUAUGGCAAGACACCUCUGCUGUGCACAGCCCUUGCUAACCCAUGCUUGUUAUUAAACUGUGGCUGCAGACCCAGCUGAGGGAGCACAGAAAACAUUUAUUCAGUGGGAUUUGCAGAAAACAGUGAAAUCACAAAAAGGCACAUGUAAAUAAAACCAGCAGGAUUUGGUGUAGGAACAAACAGCAUCUCAAAAUAACAGCAGUGAAUCUUUUUUUCUGUUGUAUUUUCUGAAAGAUGUUCAGAUUCUGCAUAGUUCUGCAUUCAGCAAACAAUAGUGAAGUUCAGCUCUUCAGAAGCAAGAAGUGCAAAUUCUGUCCUCUCUGAGCAAACACAAACACAGUGGAGAAAACAAGCAAGCUGUUGCAAAAACCAAAAGACUUCACCUCAUUUCUUCCAGAUCUGUGCUCAUUUCCAUCUGAUAAGCAGCAGAUGUGUAACAGUCUUGCUCCCUGCCCCAGGGAAGAUUGUGCAGUGACUCGGUGGAAAAAUCCUUGUGAUCCACUGACACAGCAUUUUGGGCAGUGCUGCUCACUGCAACCAGAGAUGCUGUUGCACUGCUCUGAGUAGUGCAAAGCAUUUUAGUUCUAUGUGUGUCUCUGAGAGUCUAUGUAAUUUGUGGGCAUAUGGCAACGAUGUUCAUUCAAUCCAACCUGCCUCUCUGAUUUGCAGAUCAGAAGAAAUCCACAAAAUGCAUCAUACAUUAGGGGUUUUACGGCACUUGUGCAGCAACCAGUUUUGGCACCCUAAAAGGCAAAUUGAACACAGGCAGUGUAAGGAGCAGUACAACCUAUUUGUUACUAUGCUCCAGUCAGAACAAUAUGCCCCUUUUUCCUGAACUGGAACAAGCGCUGAAAAUUAUCAAGGUACAGAUCACCAAUUGUCUGUCUGGAAAUUCAAAUGGGAGUCCAACACAGGCAUACUAUUAGGAGGCAAAAGCAAAUGCAAUAACAGAUUCUAAUCAGAAAAGCAUGGGCACAAGCUGUGAAACUCCUGAGCACAGGGAAAGCUGAACCUCCUGCUUUUAGCAUGACCAUGCUUAGAAUAUUUUUUUUCAGUUUGGAAAAAAAAUCCUUAUCCACAUGAGCUCCCGAGAAACACCUCUGGUGUGCCUCCAACCCGUCAACAUGUCCGAAAAUGCUUGUGGUGGCUGCCCAGAUAAGAACAGCUUCAAGAAGCAGGGGAGGUUUUCAGAUCUGCUGAGCAUGAAGCUUGCUAUUUUGGCUUCUCUGCCUGUGUCUGCCCCUCAGGCUUCUCCCUCCUUCCAGCCAGAGCUGAUGUGUCCAGAGGCCUGGCAGAGUUGCACUGUGGCUCAGGGAAGGGCACGUGCUCCAUCAGCAACCUGAGCUUCCUGUGGCCACACAGCCCAGUUUGAGCAGUAGGCAAUUGUCCAUUGUAUAACCAACUGCCCAUCACCACCAUCUGGUCUCAGUCUCAUUCACCAGCACUCCAGCAGUUUGUAAAUCCAGGUUUUCCUUAGAAGCCCUGCUUUACCACUCCAACAUGCUAUAAAUCACCACACAUGCUAUGGUUUCCCUCAGCUCCCACCUGCAAGCAAGUAGAUGCAGACUCUUGAAAUUGUCUUUAGCAUCAUUUUUU
Molecule: messenger RNA, 5006 nt
Organism: Lonchura striata (white-rumped munia)
Lineage: Eukaryota; Metazoa; Chordata; Aves; Passeriformes; Estrildidae
Gene: GRM1
Product: glutamate metabotropic receptor 1
Biological process (GO): G protein-coupled receptor signaling pathway
Cellular component (GO): membrane
Molecular function (GO): G protein-coupled receptor activity
Source: RefSeq, a predicted model, not a curated record